Puccinia graminis f. sp. tritici CRL 75-36-700-3 is the source of this 450-nucleotide messenger RNA. RefSeq lists its product as uncharacterized. The transcript has 3 exons. The record is from RefSeq and is a predicted model, not a curated record. NCBI's taxonomy places the organism in Eukaryota, Fungi, Basidiomycota, Pucciniomycetes, Pucciniales, Pucciniaceae. Bases 1 to 450 code for a protein of 149 amino acids.
AUGCCACCCCGCACACAAUUAAAAACCCAUGCCACACACAAUCAGGAUCGACCAUUGGACACACCUUCUCCUCCGGAUCAACCGCACGACGAUAACGAUAAGGACGUUGGCCGUAAUUCGUCUGAAGAGCCAAGCUCUCCCCGCCAAUCCAACCAUCCGUUGACCGAUGCAGAGGAGUUAGAUCGUGCUCAGAAUGUCGCCGCCAACGCUGUCAGCUCUAGCUACAAUAACUACCACGUACCAGAGCUCUCCGAUCAAAAGGACAAGUCUGGAAGGUUCAUGAUUGCUUACCAUUGUAAAAUGUGUUCUACCAAGAUCAACCGGCCUAUGUCUGACUCCUCCUGUGGUAACCUGAACAAGCACGCUGCCCUCUGCCUCCGCAAACAACAAGAGGCAUCCAACAGCGGUGGGCCGCUACGCUACGCUACGCUUUUGGCCCAAAAAGCGUAG